AUGCCACAAUCAUUUACAUCCAUUGUGAAAAUUGGUGAUUACAUUUUAAAGUCACCUCUCCUAUCUAAACUAUGUGUCCCUGUAGCCAGCCAAUUUGUGAACUUUUCAGGCUACAAGAAACUAGGGCUCAGAUAUGAUGACUUAAUCGCAGAGGAAAAUCCUAUUAUGCAAACUGCCCUAAGAAGGUUGCCUGAAGACGAAUCAUAUGCCAGGUCGUACAGAAUAAUCAGAGCUCAUCAAACCGAGUUGACCCAUCAUUUGCUACCAAGAAACGAGUGGAUCAAGGCUCAAGAAGACGUUCCUUACUUAUUGCCUUAUAUACUAGAGGCAGAGGCUGCGGCGAAGGAAAAGGACGAAUUGGAUAACAUAGAGAUCUCUAAAUAA
Saccharomyces eubayanus is the source of this 384-nucleotide messenger RNA. It is a transcript of the gene QCR7, whose product is annotated as ubiquinol--cytochrome-c reductase subunit 7. The transcript has a single exon. NCBI's taxonomy places the organism in Eukaryota, Fungi, Ascomycota, Saccharomycetes, Saccharomycetales, Saccharomycetaceae. The record is from RefSeq and is a predicted model, not a curated record. Bases 1 to 384 code for a protein of 127 amino acids. Gene Ontology annotation, biological process: mitochondrial electron transport, ubiquinol to cytochrome c.